Molecule: messenger RNA, 423 nt
Organism: Plasmopara halstedii
Lineage: Eukaryota; Oomycota; Peronosporomycetes; Peronosporales; Peronosporaceae
Product: putative polyprotein
Exons: 1
Coding region: 1-423 (140 amino acids)
Source: RefSeq, a predicted model, not a curated record
AUGAUAAGGAACGGCUCAGAUGACGAUGAGUCGGCAGAAGGCAGUAAAGGUCCACCGACUCCGAAAAGUGCUAGGAUUGACGAGGAUGAGCUAAUUCAAGAAGCUGUUCUUGCUUACGCUGUUAGCAUUGACGAUGAUACGGACCUACCAACUACGUAUGCUCAAGCAAUGGCAAGCGACGAUGCGAUGAAAUGGCGUGAAGCGAUGAAUGCUGAGCUUCGCUCUCAUGAAGAUAAUCGAACGUGGACAUUGAAGCCAGGAGGAAAGUUUAAACGCACAAUUGGAUCACGAUGGGUAUUCGUUAAGAAGCGUGAUCAAAACGGCGAUGUCGUGCGAUACAAAGCAUGGCGUCGACGUUUCCGAGACAUAUUCCCCGGUCGCCAACAUGAAUUCGAUCCGAAUAAUUCUCGCAGUAUGUGCUGA